Suillus clintonianus is the source of this 625-nucleotide messenger RNA. Its product is annotated as histone-fold-containing protein. The record is from RefSeq and is a predicted model, not a curated record. The transcript is spliced from 4 exons. Bases 62 to 478 code for a protein of 138 amino acids. Gene Ontology annotation, molecular function: structural constituent of chromatin; protein heterodimerization activity; DNA binding. NCBI's taxonomy places the organism in Eukaryota, Fungi, Basidiomycota, Agaricomycetes, Boletales, Suillaceae. Gene Ontology annotation, cellular component: nucleosome.
GCCCAUUCCUAUACAAACACCAACCAUCGCUUGUACUUCAAUUACCCAUCCCAAAUAAACAAUGGCUCGCACCAAGCAAACCGCCCGCAAGUCUACUGGAGGCAAGGCCCCCCGUAAGCAAUUGGCCGCCAAGUCCGCAGCCCGUAAGACUGCGCAAGCAAGCACUGGUGGUGUUAAGAAGCCUCAUCGCUUCCGUCCCGGUACCGUCGCUCUUCGUGAGAUCCGUCGGUACCAGAAAUCAACGGAGCUGCUUAUCCGCAAGCUCCCUUUCCAACGACUUGUUCGUGAAAUCGCACAGGAUUUCAAGACCGACCUGCGCUUCCAAUCAUCUGCCGUGAUGGCUCUUCAAGAAGCCGCUGAGGCAUACCUCGUCUCGCUGUUCGAGGACACGAAUUUGGCUGCUAUUCACGCCAAGCGCGUGACUAUUCAACCCAAAGAUCUUGCUCUGGCACGGCGGUUGCGUGGGGAGCGUUCAUAGACCUGACAUCUUUUAUUCGUAUCUGUGGUGUACCUUACUGUAUUUCUAUCUAUUUCAUUUUUGACAACCCGAUGUGUGCUUAUUUGCAGCAUGACUUGCACCAUAUUGGCCUCUGGCAUUCGAAGUUUCGACGUGAAGAUUCUGACA